AUGGACAUUCUGGAUAGGAUCGGGGCACUGCCCCCGAGCGUGUGGUGUCAGGCCUUCUUCCUCGGCGCCUCGGCAGGCAUUCUCGUCCUCCAGAACCUCCCGGACGACGCGCGCGGCACGCUCUUGAACUACGGCGCGCGCAGGCCCGAAGACAGCAACAAGGAAAACCGAAGCAUCAAGGAGCAUGAGAAGAGGCCCAACGGGGGCAGCAGGGACAAGGGGAGCAGCACCCGGAGCAGCGCUCUCAUGCAAAUUGCCUCCGUCGCCAGCGCCGCCAAAGUCCCGCACUCGUGGUUCUGGCACUUCUACCUCGUCUCCAUCUCAUGGAGCGCCUUCUGGGCGUGGCAGUACGUGCGACGCGGGGCCAUCAUGGGCUCGCUGGCACAGGCGCAGGUCCGGUCGGGGCCGUCAGCGUCGUCCAUGGAGCUGGGCCGCGUCUUCUUCGCCUGGCUCAUGAUGGCCUUACAGGGCACGAGGCGGUUAUACGAGUGCUUCUUCGUUGUCAAGCCCGGGCGAAGCCCCAUGCUGUUUGCCCAUUGGGCGCUGGGCAUCGCCUUCUACACGGCCAUGAGCAUCUCUGUCUGGAUCCAUGGCUCUGCUGCCAUUCUCGAGUCGUGGGAGACAACCGUUUCCGCCGCCUUUCUCAAGAUGCUCAAAACGCGGAUUCCCGCCACCUUUGCCGUCAUCCUGGGCGCGUGGUUGAAGCAAAACGACUGCCACCGGCACCUGGCCAGGCUCAAAAAGUACACGCUCCCGAGCCAGGACAUGUUUGCUUAUUUUGUCUGUCCGCAUUAUACCUGCGAGUGCGUGAUAUAUCUCGCCAUAUCCCUCAUGGCGGCGCCAGAAGGCGCCAUCUUCAACAAGUCCGUCCUCUGCGGCCUGGUGUUUGUCGCCGUCAACCUUGGCGGCACCGCGAGCGGCACCAAGCAGUGGUAG
This is a messenger RNA of Purpureocillium lilacinum, 936 nucleotides long. NCBI's taxonomy places the organism in Eukaryota, Fungi, Ascomycota, Sordariomycetes, Hypocreales, Ophiocordycipitaceae. The record is from RefSeq and is a predicted model, not a curated record.